AUGGUCUUUUUGUUGGCAGUGCUCGGCAGUGUGAAAGCGGUUGGUGUGGUGGUGCCCGCCUAUUUCUACCCAUCCGGCACCGGGUUGAGCAACUGGAACACACUGGCCGCCAAUGCCAACAAGAUCGAGCUGACCGCUAUUCUCAACCCGAACAGCGGCCCCGGCACAUCGGCUGAUCCGAUCUACAAGACAGCAAUCGCUAAAGUGCGAGCGGCCGGCGGCAAAGUGAUCGGCUACGUGCCGACAGGUUAUGGAAAAAACGCGAUAGCUGCUGUGAAAGCCCAAGUCAACAAAUAUUUCUCAUUCUACACUCUCGACGGGAUUUUCUUUGACGAAAUGGCCAACGGCAACUCGGCGGCUCAUGUGAACUAUUACAAGACGCUCCAUCAAUUUGUCAAAGCGAAAUCGGCAAAAUAUGAGGUGAUCAACAACCCGGGCCUAAACCUUCCCGAAAUUUAUGUGAGCACCCCAGUGGCCGAUCGUUUCGCUGUUUACGAGAAUCCGCAAGCCAACUACCCGGCCUAUCGCGUGACUGCAUGGAUGGGGAAAUAUUCCACAAAUCGCUUCAUUCACAUCGUCUACAAUGCAACAGCGGCUCAGCUCAACCACGACGUGAACGUGGCCAUUGCUAAGCAUGCUGGCAGUGUGUACAUCACAAAUCUCAAGACGCCCAACCCAUACGCUCAACUUCCCUCAUAUUGGGCGUCUGAGGUGACGGCGGUGGCAGCAAAAGGAAAA
This is a messenger RNA of Mesorhabditis belari, 738 nucleotides long. The record is from the annotation of a GenBank genome assembly. NCBI's taxonomy places the organism in Eukaryota, Metazoa, Nematoda, Chromadorea, Rhabditida, Rhabditidae.